Molecule: messenger RNA, 5441 nt
Organism: Mustela lutreola (European mink)
Lineage: Eukaryota; Metazoa; Chordata; Mammalia; Carnivora; Mustelidae
Gene: USP40
Product: ubiquitin specific peptidase 40
Exons: 33
Coding region: 76-3933 (1285 amino acids)
Biological process (GO): protein deubiquitination
Cellular component (GO): cytosol; nucleus
Molecular function (GO): cysteine-type endopeptidase activity; cysteine-type deubiquitinase activity
Source: RefSeq, a predicted model, not a curated record
UUCCUUAAAUGGCCCACGCUCCAGGCCGCGGGAGACUUCCCCGCACCAGCAUGGCUGCGCCCAUUUGGGGCGCUUAUGGUUGUUUCGAAUGUGGGUCUGAGCCGGCUCGUGGGGCUGGGCUUUAGGCAGAACGGGUUGAAAAGGAAUAUAUUGCAUUUCAGCGCUUCCUGCCCCUUAGGAACUGUGCUAGGCGCUUUGUGUGUCUCAUCUCCAAGUGACCCUCCUCCACACUCGAGGGUAGGAUCUAGUUUCACAAUGUUUGGGGAUCUGUUUGAAGAAGAUUAUUCCAGUGUGUCAAAUUAUCAGUAUGGAAAAGAAAAGAAAUUAAAGACCAAAACCUUGGAGCCACCAGCUCCCAGGGAAUUCACCAAUUUAAGCGGAAUAAGAAAUCAGGGUGGAACCUGUUACCUCAAUUCCCUCCUUCAGACUCUUCAUUUCACACCUGAAUUCAGAGAAGCUUUAUUUUCCCUUGGCCCAGAAGAACUUGGUUCAUUCGAGGAUAAGGAUAAACCUGAUGCAAAGGUUCGGAUCAUACCGUUACAGUUGCAGCGGUUGUUUGCCCAGCUUCUUGUCUUGGACCAGGACGCGGCGUCCACAGCAGACCUCACUGACAGCUUCGGGUGGACCAGCAAUGAGGAAAUGAGGCAACAUGAUGUGCAGGAACUGAAUCGAAUUCUCUUUAGUGCUUUGGAAACCUCUUUAGUCGGGACCUCCGGCCAUGACCUCAUCAAUCGUCUGUAUCAUGGAACCGUUGUUAACCAGGUUGUUUGUAAAGAGUGUAAGAAUGUCAGUGAAAAGCAGGAAGACUUCUUAGAUCUAACAGUAGCAGUCAAAAACGUAUCAGGUUUGGAAGACGCCCUCUGGACCAUGUUUGUAGAAGAGGAAGUGUUUGACUGUGACAACUUAUACCACUGUGGGACUUGUGACAGGCUGGUUAAAGCCACAAAGUCAGCCAAAUUACGUAAGCUGCCUCCCUUUCUUACUGUGUCAUUAUUAAGAUUUAAUUUUGAUUUUGUGAAGCGUGAACGAUACAAGGAAACUAGCUGUUACACAUUCCCUCUACGGAUCAAUCUCAAGCCUUUUUGUGAACAGAGUGACUCGGAUGACUUGGAGUAUGUCUAUGACCUCUUCUCGGUUAUUAUACAUAAAGGUGGUUGCUAUGGAGGACAUUACCACGUCUAUAUUAAAGAUGUCGAUCAUCUGGGAAACUGGCAAUUUCAAGAGGAAGAGAGCAAACCAGUUUUGAGUUUCAAAGAUCUCCAGAAUGAAGAAGAGAUUGAUGAUGAUCCACUGAUAAUUCUGAAAGCAAUCUUACUACAGGAGGAGAAUAAUGUAAUUCCUGUUGAUCAGCUGGGCCAGAAACUCUUGAAAAAGACAGGAAUGUCUUGGAACAAGAAGUACAGAAGACAGUAUGGACCACUGCGAAAGUUCUUAAAGCUUCAUUCCCAGAUAUUUCUACUCAGUUCAGAUGAAAGUAUAGUCAGUCUAUUGAAGAAUGGUUUUCUCCAGGCUGAGUCUGAUUUCCAAAGGAAUGAUCAACACAUUUUCAAGACAUUUACUUCAGAAUCCCCAGGAUUAAAUGAUAAAACCUCCUGUCCUCACUGGUUUGAUAUAAAUGAUUCCAAAGUCCAACCAAUCAAGGAAAAAGAUAUUGAACGGCAGUUUCAGGGUAAAGAAAGUGCCUACAUGUUGUUUUAUCGGAAAUCCCAGUUGCAGAGACCCCCAGAAGCUCAAGCUAAUCCAAGAUAUGGGGUUCCAUGUCAUUUGCUGAGUGAAAUGGACGCAGCCAACAUUGAACUGCAAAUAAAAAGGGCAGAAUGGGAUUCUACAAACAAUAAUUUAGAGUUACAUCUCCACCUGGGCCCUCAUUAUCAUUUCUUCAGUGGGGCUCUGCACCCAGUUGUCUCUAAAGCAGAAAGUGUGUGGGAUUUAACCUUUGAUAAAAGAAAAACUUUAGGAGAUCUGCGACAGUCAAUAUUUCAGCUGUUAGAAUUUUGGGAAGGAGAUAUGGUUCUUAGUGUGGCAAAGUUUGUACCAGCAGGACUUCACGUUUACCAGACGCUUGAUGGAGAUGACCUGACACUGUGGGAAAUGGAGAUUGUGGACGGGGAAGACCUCUUUGUAUGGAAUGGGGUGGAGGUUGGUGGCAUCCAGAUUCCAACCGGGAACGACUGUGAACCUCUGCUCAUAAAUGUUCUUCAUCUAGCAACAAGCAGUGAGGGGGACAAGUGUCAGCAGUUGGUAGAGUCUCCACAUGUCUUUCCGUCCAAUGCACAAAUGGGCGAGGUGCUCACCACCCUGGCAGGGCCCAUGGGUGUCCUCUUCAUCAACGCCACUGACCCUGCCGAGGAAGAGAACUGGGUCGCCAUUCCCAGGGAGGACCUGAAGAAGACUUUCAGAGAGCUGGGCCUCGGGAACCACAGCUCAGUUCUCGUUCAGGAUUCUAGAGAUGAUAACAGUGUGCUCCUCAAACAAGGGAAGUGGUUCAGUGGUAUGAGUGAGAUCAGCUGGCUCCAGGUUCAAAAUCUAUGCGAAUUAGAAUCCGAAGAGAAGCAAGUAAAAAUAUCAGCAACUAUGAACACAGUGGUGUUUGAUAUUCGAAUCAAAGCUAUAAAGGAAUUAAAAUUAAUGAAGGAACUAGCUGAGAACAGCUGUUUGAGACCUAUCGACAGAAAUGGGAAGCUACUUUGUCCAGUGCCGGACAGUUACACUUUGAAGGAAGCGGAACUGAAGAUGGGGAGUUCCCUGGGACUGUGUCCUGGAAAAGCGCCAACCUCAUCUCAGCUGUUCCUGUUUUUCACUGUGGGAAGUGAUGUUCAGCCGGGUACAGAGAUGGAGAUCAUAGUAGAAGCAACAAUGUCUGUGGGAGACUGUUUAAAGCUCCUGCUGGAGAAGUCUGGCCUGCCAGGAGACACAUGGCAUUUACGAAAAAUGGAUUGGUGUUACGAAGCUGGAGAGCCUUUAUGUGAAGGAGAUGCAGCCCUGAGAGAAGUUGCGAUACGUUCUGGAGAUACUUUGCUUUUAAUUGAAGGAAAACUUCCUCCUCCGGGUUUCCUGAGGGUUCCCGUUUGGUGGUACCAGCCUGGGGGGCCCACGGGUCACUGGAAGAGUCCGGUCCGGAUGAACAGCACCCCUUCCCCAGAUGCUCCCGGCGACCCGCACGGGGAGGUUUCCCUCCGCUUCCUGGGGGACCUGGAGAUCUCCGAAGACACCACUGUGGCAGAGCUCAAGGCCCAGGCCAUGACCUUGUCCCCCUCCUCGGAGUUGGUCAUCCCCUCCCCAGCCUUCCUCAGAGCCUGGACCAUGGAAGGCCAGCGCCCCAGCAGGCUUUUACGUGCCAACCAGCAGCAGCUCAAGGAAUACAAACUGGGAAGGAAAACUGAGAUCUGCUUAGAGCCCCUUGAGAAAGAAGAAAAUUUGGGCCCCCAUGACGUGGUGCUGAGGACGCAGAUGCGCCUCCCUGGCGAGAGGGCCUACACUCCCUGCGUGGACCUGGUGUGGGACACCGCCCGCGGCUGGACGGCCAGCUCCCUGCGGCAGCGGGUCGCCUACUUCUGCUCUCUGCCCGUGGAGAAAAUUGAAAUUGCCAAGUACUUCCCGGAAAAGUUUGAGUGGCUUCCGAUAUCGAGCUGGAACCAGCAACUUACCAAGAGGAAAAAGAAGAAAAAGCAAGAUAAUUUGCAGGGGGCACCUUAUUAUUUGAAAGAUGGAGACACGAUUGGUAUUAAGAAUCUCCUGGUUGAGGAUGACGAAGAUUUCAGUACAGUCAGAGAUGACCUGGGAAAGGAAACACAGAAGCAGCUCGCUCUGGGAAAGAAAAGCCAAGAAGCCCUUCGUGUGCCAAGCAGUGACCUUUUCUCCGGUGCCAAGAUACCCAGCCGGCCCCGCGCACCAGAAGCUUCUCUUUCCAUCCAUGUCGGGAGUUUCCCAUAGCACGGGCUGCCACCAGCGUCCCUGGGGGCUCCUCAUUCCUGCAGCGCCUCGCCAGGUGGGGCGGUUUUCUGCCUUCUGCAGACAGACGGUCCAAAUCCUCCACCUCGUUACAAGCAGAGGGAUGUCCUGCCUUGGGCCAGGUGAGUGCACCUUACAUGUGGCCGUGCUGCACUGCACACCUGUGCCGGGGGAUGACCCAGACCCAGCAGUGUCCUCCAGCAGCCAGUGACAUGCUGUCCUCACGCUGCACCUGACUCUAGCCACCAUUCAUAGAAGAAAACUCCCCGGUUUUGCAUGAACCACAGGCAUGGAUACGACGGCACGUUGCCAGCCUUGGACCGACCUGCCGUUGGAAGUCUGCACGGUCCGCCUUCCCCGCCUUAUUCCACUGUUCACGUGAGGGUGUCGGCCCCUGAGCUGACAAAGGAUCGGACAGCUCCGCUCACACGAUGGCUUGGCUCAGGCUACCCAGCCGGUGGCUGUUUUCUGGUCCCCACGGCCCACGUGCCCCCUGCUGUCUGAGUUAAAACAGAUUCUGAAGCCUCGGCUUGCUUUCCAGCCAAAGGAAAGAGGAGGCCUCAGGCGUAGCUGUGCCGGGGGCAGGGAUCCGAACCUUCUCGCUGCCAGAGCCUCUCUGGGGCUGCAAGCCUGCUUGGGGCACACGAGCCCGGGGGUGCUGAGGCGGCAGCGCAGAGUGGCCUCAGCACAGGGGACAGAACGUAAAACCUAGACUGAACUCUUCAUGAAGUACGGCUCAUGAAAGACUUCGUCAGCAUUUAUGACGGACCCGCCUCUGGUACGGACCAGCUGAUGGGACACGGGCACACAGGGAGGCCUCACGCCCUCAGACUGCGGCUGGGUUGGAAGCGGGGUUCCUGGGAAGGGAACAAACUUCACUUUCUUACCUCAGAUGAGGCUUCGUGGCGGCUCUUGCUGUGCAGGCCUGUCACGCUCGCUGCCUGCCAGCGUGGAGAUGGUGCUCACAUGCUAGGAGACGGAAGGCAGCCGUGGACCAGUGUUCCAGCCGUGCCACCAGCUUAGGGAACCGAGGUUAACGGUGUCUCACGUGGUUUCCACAGAGCGCAUCCCCAGGCCCAAACCAGACAUGAGGGGCUAGAGCUGGAAGCCGGGCCCUCGGGGAAGCUACUCUGUUCCUGCUGCUCUGACGCAAGCUCCUUGGUCUGCCCUUGUUUUAAGGUGAUCAAAUAUUAAAGAAAUAACCGAAAAACUUUGCUUUGGGGAAACCAGGGGGCCUCACCAGACAGUCCUCCUGGCCGCACAGGUGGCUGUGCCUUCACGUGCGAGCCUCGGGCUGCUGUCUGCCCACUGGCCUGGCCGCUCCCUCCCGUUAGGGGAAGUGGGGCUCCAUGGAGAGCUGUAAGAUUCUGUUAAACUUUGUUUGGGUUGCAGUCUCCCCGUUUCUGUUGUGCACCAACUAUUCCAUGUUCCCCUCGGCAUUUUUCCCCCAAGCGCACUUCAGAUGCUCAAUAAACGUUUAUAUUUAGAAA